This is a messenger RNA of Ctenopharyngodon idella (grass carp), 3070 nucleotides long. It is a transcript of the gene dync1i1, whose product is annotated as dynein, cytoplasmic 1, intermediate chain 1. Bases 617 to 2554 code for a protein of 645 amino acids. Gene Ontology annotation, biological process: transport along microtubule. The transcript has 17 exons. Lineage: Eukaryota; Metazoa; Chordata; Actinopteri; Cypriniformes; Xenocyprididae. Gene Ontology annotation, molecular function: dynein heavy chain binding; dynein light chain binding. Gene Ontology annotation, cellular component: cytoplasmic dynein complex. The record is from RefSeq and is a predicted model, not a curated record.
GCACUAUUUGGGGUGGGUAAGUCUCUUAUGCUUAACAAGUUUGCAUUUAUUUGGCAAAAUACAGUACAGUUGUGGAAAUUAUAUAAUAUCAAUACUCUUUUCAGGAUUCUUUAAGUAAAAAGUUCAAAAGAACAUUUAUUUGAACUAAAAAUCUUUUACAACAUUAUAAACGUCUUUUGAUGUUUUUAGUGCAUCCUUACUGGAAAAAAAACAACAAAGCUACUUUACUGAAAAUCUUAGGCUAUGUUUCAAAAACUAGCGUGCCGCCCAACUAGACUGGAUUAAUUUUUUUUUUUUUUUGGGUACACUACAGACAUUCGAACAUUGUCUAGGUCUAGGACUUAGGUAGGCAGCUCACUGAGUUUUAGACCGCCAUUUUUCAGACGACGAAGCGCUGCCCGCUGUUGCUGGGAGGCGUUUGUGACGUAUCGGCAUUGAGCACUUCCGGCUUUGGGUGCUGAUGAGAAUGAAGUGAACUGGUGAUGCUUUGUGUUUUCAUUUAGCUGUUGAUGCUCAUGUGUAGAUUUAGCCUCUUAUUUCAGCAUUUACACGAAAGAGCGCAGCAGACUUUGCCCUGGUUGAAUCGACAUAAACAAGACGAUUGAACAACACGAAGAUGGCUGAUAGAAGUGACCUGAAAGCUGAGCUUGAGCGCAAAAAGCAGCGCUUAGCCCAGAUUCGAGAGGAGAAGAAAAGAAAGGAGGAGGAGAGAAAGAAGAAAGAGUCUGAGAUGCUUCAGAGGACUGAGAAUGUGUCAGAAGACUCUGACCUAGACAGAAAGAGAAGAGAGACAGAGGCUCUCCUGCAGAGCAUUGGGAUUUCACCAGAACCACCUUUAGUGCAGCCACUGCAGCUUUUAACAUGGGAUACCUGUUAUUUUCAUUAUUUAGUCCCAACCCCUAUGUCUCCCUCUUCGCAAUCAGUGAGCCCGCCCAGUGAAACUGGAAGUCAAGAGUCCAUAGAUGGAGGGACGGUGGGAAGGACGUUGCAAUGGGACACCGACCCCUCAGCUCUUCAGCUUCUUGCAGAUUCUGUUCAUGGGUGCAAGAUGCAUAGGCUUGGAGCAUCAAAAAUUGUUCAGAUUGAUUUCAUGCCAAAAGAACUGGUGACAUACUCCAAAGAGACGCAGACCCCUGUCGCAUCUGAUCAGCCUGAGGAGGAGGAGGAUGAGGAGCUGUCAGUGCCCAAAUCUGAGCCGGUGUCACAGCAGCUAGAAGAGGAGAAGCCUCAGGAGGCUGAAGAAGUUCAUCCUAGAGAACUCACCAACGAGGAGAAAGAGCAGAUUGUUCAUUCAGAGGAUUUCCUGUUUUUCUUCGACCGAAGCAUCCGUGUAGUGGAGCGAGUGCUGGCCGAGGAUACGGACAUUUUCUUUGACUACAGUGGGCGAGAUAUGGAGGACAAAGAAGGGGACAUGCAAGCCGGAUCAAACUUGUCUUUUAAUCGACAUUUCUAUGAUGAGCAUUGGUCUAAACAUCGAGUCGUCACUUCCCUGGAUUGGUCACCACAGUAUCCUGAAUUGCUAGUGGCCUCGUACAACACUAAUGAGGAUGCGCCUCAUGAGCCAGAUGGAGUUGUGCUGGUCUGGAAUAUGAAGUUUAAGAGGACGACCCCUGAGUACAUAUUCCACUGUCAGUCCUCAGUGAUGUCAGUUGGCUUUGCUCAGUUUCAUCCCAACCUGGUGAUCGGAGGCACUUACUCAGGACAGAUAGCACUGUGGGACAAUCGAAGUCACAGGAGGACCCCAGUGCAAAGGACACCCCUGUCUGCAACCGCACACACUCAUCCUGUAUACUGUGUGAAUGUGGUCGGAACACAAAAUGCCAACAACCUGAUCACAGUAUCCACAGAUGGCAAGAUGUGCUCCUGGAGUCUGGACAUGCUCUCACAGCCUCAGGAGAGUAUGGAGCUGAUCUACAACAAGUCAAAGCCUGUGGCAGUCACUUGCAUGGCCUUCCCUGCAAGCGACGUGAAUAACUAUGUGGUAGGAAGUGAAGAGGGUACCGUUUACACAGCAUCCCGCCAUGGGAGUAAGGCUGGUAUUGGUGAAAUGUUCGAUGGGCAUCAAGGUCCUGUGACUGGAAUCAGCUGCCAUAACUCUGUGGGCCCAGUUGACUUCUCCCAUCUCUUUACUACUUCCUCAUUUGACUGGACAGUCAAACUGUGGUCAACCAAACAUAACAAGCACCUCUAUUCUUUUGAAGACAAUGCAGACUAUGUGUAUGAUGUCAUGUGGUCUCCAGUGCAUCCAGCGCUCUUUGCUACAGUCGAUGGGAAUGGUCGCCUGGACCUCUGGAAUCUCAACAACUACACAGAGGUGCCAUCGGCAAGUGUGACCGUGGAGGGAGGAUGUGCCCUGAACCAGGUCAGAUGGGCAUCAGGGGGCAGAGAGGUGGCAGUGGGUGAUUCAGAGGGCCGUGUUUGGAUCUAUGAUGUGGGAGAGCAGUUGGCCGUGCCACAUAUAGAUGACUGGAGCAAAUUUGCCCGUACGCUCAUGGAGAUUCGUGCAAACCGAGGGGAUGGAGAGGAAGAAGGUGCGUUGGAGCUGCCUGCCUGAGACAGACCCAAAUACAUUCAGUGAGAAACAAGUAAAGAUACGCUGAAACAGAUGCUUGAUGUAAGUCAGUGAAUCACGCAUCCACGCUGCUGUGAUCGCAGGUUUUUUUUAUUUUGCCUACAAAAGUCUAUUUAUAGCAUGGGUGUUAAUUAGCAAUAACUCCUGUUCCAGUGCUAAUAGUUAAUUCCAGAACACACACACAGGUGAAGAAAUGAAUGAGCUUGAGCUAAUGUAUAUCUAUGGCUUGCAGUGACUAUAAUAGGAGUGAGCCUGUGAUCAUACUGUAUCAUACUGAAUGACAACUGUCAACUUAUUUUACAAAUGUGAAAGUACAGGGUCAUGUUGUGAUACAUGGAGAAUGUAUUGACCAUUAUGUAAAAAUGUAUUGUAGCAAAGCUUAUGAAUGUGACUUUCUUUGACCUUUAACGUUGUAUGUGUGUAUAAUUUAAUACCAACUGGAGCAUAAAAGCAACUGUAAAGUGUGAACUUACAAUAAAAGUUGUGUUUUAAUCUUCA